AUGGCUAUAAGCCACAGUCAAACGAGACUCAGACAAGUUCCUCCCGGCCGCCUAGAGGGAAACGCCAGAGAGAAAGCCAAGCAGAAAGCUGCUGAAAGUAACCAAGAAACAUGUCAGAAGUACACGGUUGCCAUAAAGGACUUUGUCCCCAUGGCGGAACACAUUGCGCCGCAAACGAAGCCUCGCAUUCAGGUGCCUGGCUCCUUUGCUACAACAAUCGAUCGAGUAAUCUAUGAAAGAUCUUCUUUUAGAGGACUCCUUGCAGAACAGGGCGUUGAAGUUGAGGAGACCGCCGAUCUAAAUCACGCGUACUUUGUACGUGUGCUACAAGCGGUUCGAGAGGCUCUACGCCCCAAUAUGCCGAAGUCCGCUAAAGACAAAGUCCCUCACCCUAGCACUCCCCGUAGCCUGGCUCAGAGCUUUGGUCAACUGACAGUCGAGGAUCCAUCACGGGAGUUCUUGAAAGCCCCGGAAGUCGAGCGUCCUAAACAGAUGGCCCAGGAUAACACUAUCUACGAGUUAGAAGAACAAGAUACAUUGGAUGAUGCCUUGACUGUUUGGCAUCUUCUGAUGGUUGAUGCCGGAAAGAUCCGAGACCGCAUCGCAUGGGUUUGGAAAGCGUAUCGCGAUGGGAAGCUGGAUAUUACAGUUGCUGGGGUCGCCACGGACACCGGAAUCCAUAUGCUAGCGAUUUUAGAGGAACAGUCACGCUUGAUUCUUCAUCAGCAUGGCGGUUGCCUUAAGUCCUAA
Messenger RNA from Fusarium verticillioides 7600, 750 nucleotides. RefSeq lists its product as hypothetical. The transcript has a single exon. The record is from RefSeq and is a predicted model, not a curated record. The coding region runs from base 1 to 750 and encodes 249 amino acids. Lineage: Eukaryota; Fungi; Ascomycota; Sordariomycetes; Hypocreales; Nectriaceae.